Molecule: messenger RNA, 1601 nt
Organism: Rhizopus microsporus ATCC 52813
Lineage: Eukaryota; Fungi; Mucoromycota; Mucoromycetes; Mucorales; Rhizopodaceae
Product: HMG-box
Exons: 4
Coding region: 260-1492 (410 amino acids)
Source: RefSeq, a predicted model, not a curated record
CCGAGCUUUUUUUUUGUCAUGAACAAAGUCUUGUGUAAUGCAUAACUCAGUCCUUUUAUACUAUCUGAACGAGCUUCAUUUCAAUCUUAAGGAUUAUCUUUAACUUUUUUUUACUUGUUCAUCAAUAGAAAUAGACGAGAACAAUUGAGUCCAUGGUACUUGAGCCAUUGUGUAUAUUCUUCACUUCCCAGUAACACUUUCACACGAGAACUUUGGGAAAUUAAGUAUAGUGUUGGACGAUCAAAUUGAAUAUUCAGAAAUGAUAAAAAAUGCACGUCAAAAGGCACCUAACUCAUUCUUACUGUUUUGUGCAAAAAGAAGGCAUGAAUCAAAAAUAAGAGGACAGUAUAUAACUAGUAAUCAAUUAUCAGAAGAAUGGAAAUUGAUGUCAAAGGAGCAAAAAGCAGAGUUUAAGAAUCAAUCGCAAUGCAUACAGUUUACGUUAGAUAUAGAUAGUAGAAUCAAUAGUAAUAGAAAACUAAACAUAUCAAACAUAUUAUCGCCUUCUUCAAUGGUUAUUCCGAACGAAGAAGAACAUCAUCCAUCCACCAAACAUCAUCAUUCAUUAUAUAAUCAUUAUCUUCCAAGCAUGUAUCAACAACAAGAAGAGAGAGAAAAGAAGGAUGUCCGAUACAAGAUUAUUCCUAAUUUAACAUUUUCUGCUGCAGCUGAGGCGGCUGCUCUAGAUUCACUCACGUUCAACACAAAUGAUAUCAAACCCAGCUUGAGCACACAAAGAAAGUACGGUACUGCUCCCGAAAAAGUCAAACGUCCGCCCAAUGCGUAUCUCUUGUUUAAUAGAGACAUGCGACGCAAGUUGAAGGGUUAUAACCAGGGCUUGUCUUCGGGUGAGAUUAGUAAAAACAUCAGUCAAAGAUGGAAGCAGUUGUCACAGGCUGAAAGAGACGUUUACUUUAAAGAAGAGUCUCGGUUGAAGCAACAGCACAGUAAUGAGCAUUCCAACUUUAUAUAUUGUAGAAGAUCCAAGGCUGAACUAAAGCAAGCCGGCCUAUUAAAAAAACUCCAAAAAUGCAACAAGACUCAACAACAACAACAACAACAACAACAGGAUUGUCAACGAAAGAAAAGUUACUACAAGAAAAAAUCCUCAUUAAGUGAGGGCGGUAUUCCAGAUCCAAGAGGCAGGAAAAAGAGGGAGCCCAACGACUGUCUACCGAAACACCCAAUGUCAGCAUAUCUGCAUUUUGCAAAAAAGAUGCGGCCGAUCAUAAAAAUGAAGUAUCCAGACGCAAAGCUAGUUGACAUUAGCAAACAGAUAGGCUUAAAGUGGAGGUCGAUGUCUCCAGCUGAGCUACAGCCAUGGAUUGAAAUAGCAAAUCAAGAUAAAGCAAGGUAUGCUCGAGAAAUGAAGGCUCGAUUAGAUAAUCAAUCAAGUGUCAUGGCAAUCGCAUCACCCACUGAAGAACUGGAUAGUGAAACUAUAGCUACUGUCGCUCAAAUGGUAAAUCCAGAUCAUGCUAUUCAUAGUUAAUAUGUGGUUUAACAAUAAUUAUCGCAAUAUUUAUUUGUACAUUUUUUGUUAUUUUAUAUAUAAAGGGAAUGAGCAUAAAAAGAAUGAUAAGGAGUGAGAGGAAAAAAAG